Molecule: messenger RNA, 7303 nt
Organism: Dermochelys coriacea (leatherback sea turtle)
Lineage: Eukaryota; Metazoa; Chordata; Testudines; Dermochelyidae
Gene: GNA13
Product: G protein subunit alpha 13
Exons: 4
Coding region: 124-1257 (377 amino acids)
Biological process (GO): adenylate cyclase-activating G protein-coupled receptor signaling pathway; Rho protein signal transduction
Cellular component (GO): brush border membrane; heterotrimeric G-protein complex
Molecular function (GO): GTPase activity; G-protein beta/gamma-subunit complex binding; guanyl nucleotide binding
Source: RefSeq, a predicted model, not a curated record
CGCGGUCACGUGUCUCGUGGUGGGCGGCGGCCUGUGAGGCGCAUGUGCAGCCGUCCGCGCCGAGGGGGCCGCUGAGCUGCAGCUGCGGCGCGGGGCGGCCGCUCCCUGGCAGUGUUUGCUAAGAUGGCGGACUUCCUGCCGUCGCGCUCCGCGCUGUCGGGCUGCUUCCCCGGCUGCCUGCUGACCAGCACCGAGGCCGAGCAGCAGCGCAAGUCCAAGGAGAUCGAUAAGUGCCUGAACCGCGAGAAGACCUACGUGAAGCGCCUCGUCAAGAUCCUGCUGCUGGGCGCGGGCGAGAGCGGCAAGUCCACCUUCCUGAAGCAGAUGCGGAUCAUCCACGGGCAGGACUGGGACCGGGCGGCCCGCGAGGAGUUCCGCGCCACCAUCUACAGCAACGUGAUCAAAGGUGUGAGAGUCCUCGUAGAUGCUAGAGAGAAACUUCAUAUUCCCUGGGGAGAUCCUGCCAACCAGAAUAAUGGGGAUAAGAUGAUGGCUUUUGAUACUCGGUCAACAAUGGUGGCACAAGGGAUGGUGGAGACUCAGGUUUUUUUACAGUAUCUUCCAGCAAUAAAAUCACUGUGGGCAGAUAAUGGAAUCCAGCAUGCCUAUGACAGACGCAGAGAAUUCCAACUGGGGGAAUCUGUAAAAUAUUUCCUGGACAACUUGGAUAAACUUGGAGAAUCGGAUUAUCUUCCAUCGCAGCAAGAUAUUCUGCUGGCACGAAGACCCACAAAAGGGAUUCACGAGUACGACUUCGAAAUUAAAAAUGUUCCCUUCAAGAUGGUUGAUGUAGGUGGCCAAAGAUCAGAAAGGAAACGUUGGUUCGAGUGCUUCGACAGUGUCACAUCGAUACUUUUCCUGGUCUCCUCAAGUGAAUUUGACCAGGUACUCAUGGAGGAUCGGCUUACAAAUCGCCUUACAGAAUCACUGAACAUUUUUGAAACAAUAGUCAACAACCGGGUUUUCAGCAAUGUCUCCAUCAUUCUAUUUCUAAAUAAGACAGACUUGCUUGAUGAAAAAAUACAAAAAGUGAGCAUCAAAAACUAUUUCCCAGAGUUCGAAGGGGAUCCCCACUGCUUAAAAGACAUCCAAAAAUUCCUGGUGGAUUGUUUUCGUACCAAACGCCGGGACCAACAGCAGAAGCCUCUAUACCACCACUUCACCACUGCUAUUAACACAGAAAACAUCCGUCUGGUUUUCCGUGACGUCAAGGAUACCAUUCUUCACGACAACCUCAAGCAGCUUAUGCUACAGUGAUGUGUAAAAAGACAUUUUUUAUUUGAAUACCUUUUGUGUUUUUAAAAUUGUGGUUUACAACAGGAGUAGAAAAAUCCAGGUCCUGUCAGACUUCUUGAUGUGUGGCUGAAAGCUGCUGCUGAACACAUUAUUGCCAAUUUCUGCUGAAAUUGAGGCUUUAAUCUCUUCCACUGUAGCUUUGAGUUGUCUCAGUUAUAAUUUUAUAGCAAACCUAAGUCCAGAUAACCUUAUGGUGACUAGACUUGACCUCCAGUGCUCGUAUGUUGCAAAAAGUAUAUCUAGAAAACACACUCCACCAUCAAAAUUCCAAGUCCAGACUUGUGUACAUUCAUCAGAAUUACAUUAGACUUGUGAAAAGGAACAGUUUUCAAAAAUCACUAGUACCUAUUCCUUAAAACUAUAAUGAAGACUGUGAUAAUAUAGCUGACUUUGAUUUCUCAGGUCCUUCAUUGGUUAGAUAUUCCAUAAAUUUCUUGUUGGAGUUAUUUAGAAGCUAGAAUACUUGACAAUAAUGCCUUUCCUACCUUAAAUAUAAAGUUUUGCAUGGGUUUUUGAGUAGGAUAUGCUUUAGGUCAGGAAAUACAAAAAAGUUGGGAACUGUCAGCAUUAAUACCUUCUGCCAGAAAUGUCUAAAGACUAAUAUGAUCAAGAACUAGUAAAUGGCACAGUUCACUCUAAACUUCAUUUUCUAUUGCAUAUUUUAAGUACUCUGCUUCUUAGAGCUAUAACAAAGCACAGAGCACUAUGAUCUGAAAUUUUGAUAUGUGGGAAGGAGAAGCAAACUGAGCUUUAGAAUUUGUCACUAUGCUGAAUAGCUUACAUCCAGGUACCUUGCCCCAGAGUUUAGGCCAAUUUUGAAGUGCUUUUGUCUUUUCACCAUAACUUUUACAGUGUGCCUAGUCCUACAUCAACAAGCAUUCACUAAUGCACAGAAGUAUUCGCAAACAUAAGUGCCUCCUGUCUUCUUUCCUUCUGCAGUGUUUUCAGUGGCCUUACAUGAAGACAAAUUCCCCAGAGUGGCCUUAUGCAGAUAUGGGUAAAUAGGCCAAACACCACUAGGCCAAAAGUCUAUACAGAAAGAUGAGCAUAACAUGUCACAAUAGUAAAUGCUAAAGUCUGAAAACUUCAGAGAAUCUGUCAGAAUCAGGUCUGGAAAUCCCAGAACUCUAAGAAUGGCCAUACUGGGUCAGACCAAUUGUCCAUCUAGCCCAGUAUCCAGUCUUUUGACAGUGGCCAGUACCAGAUGCUUCAUAGGGAAUGAACAGAGAAGAGCAAUCUAUUGAGCGAUUUAUCCGCUGUUGUCUAGUCCCAGCUUCUGGCAGUGAGAGGUUUAGAAACAUCCCUGACCAUCUUGGCUAAUAGCCGUUGCUGGACCUAUACUCCAGAAACGUAUCCAAUUCUUUUUUUAAUGCCUGGUUCUUGUGUUUAUGUAAAUAACACUUCCCUGUUCACUUUCUCCACCUCAUUCAUGAUUUUACAGAGCUCUCUCAUUUCGCCUCUCCCUUCGCGCCCCCCCCCUCCGUUAGUUGUCUCUUUUUGAAGCUGAGCAGUCUCUUUUUAAUCUCUUCUCAUAUGGAAGCUGUUCCAUACCCCAGUCAUUUUUGUUGCCCUUCUCUGUACUUUUUCCAAUUCUAAUUUUUUUUGGAGAUGAGACUACCAGAAUGAACAUCCUAUUCAAGAUGUGGUCAUACCAUGGAUUUAUGUAGUGGGCAUUAUUAUAUUUUCUAUCUUAUCUGUCCCUUUCCUAUUGAUUCAACUACCACUGCACAUUGAGCUGAUGUUUUCAGAGAACUAUCCACAGUGAUUCCAAGAUCUUUCAUUAGUGGUAACAGUUAAUGUAGCCCCUCUCAUUUUAUGUGUAUAUUUGUCAUUGUUUUCCAGUGUCAAUUACUUUGCGCCUGCCAUUUUGUUGCACAGUCACCCAGUUUUGUGAGAUCCCUUUAUAACUCUUAGUUAAAUCAAAGCUGAUUGCUGUCUUGAGUAAUUUUGUAUCAUCUGCAGAUUGUCCCCUGUUUACCCCUUUUUUUCAGAUUACUUGUGAAUAUAUUGAACAGCAUAGUACAGAUCCUUGAGGUACCCUGCUAUUUACCUCUCUCCACUCUGAGAACUGACUAUUUAUUCCUACCCUUUGUUUCCUGAUCCACGAAAGGAACUUCCAUCUUAGCCCAAAGUAAGACUGCUUACUUUGCUUAAGAGCCUUUGGUGUGGGACCUUGUCAGACUCCGAAAGUCCAAGUAUAUUGUAUCUACUUAAUCAGCCAUGUCCAUAUGUUUGACCUCCUCAAAGAAUUCUAUUAGAUUGGUGAAGCAUGAUUUCCCUUUACUAAAACAGUGACUCUUCCCCAACAUAUGUUGAUCCAUACGUUUGAUAAUUCUGUUCUUUACUGUAGUUUCAAUCAGUUUGCCUGGUACUGAAGUUAGGCUGGCAGGCCUGUAAUUGCCAGGAGCGCUUAUGGAGCCUUUUUUUAAAAAAAAAAAAAAAAAAAAAAAAUUGGCAUUACAUUAACUAUCUGCCAGUCAUAUGAUACAAAGGCUGAUUUAAGCAGUUGGUUAUGUACCAUAGUUAGUGGUUCUGAUAUUUCAUAUUUGAGUUCAUUCGGAACUCGGGGAAAUACCAUCUGGUCUUGGUGACUUAUUAUUGUUUAGCUUAUCAGUUUGUUCUAAAGCGUCCUCUAAUGACCCCUCAAUCUCUGACACUUGCUCAGAUUUGUCACCUGAAAAGAAUGGCUCAGGUGUGGAAAUCUCUCCUGUCUUCUGCAGUGAAGAUCAAUGCAAAGAAUUCAUUUAGUUUCUCUGCAUCAGCUUUGUCUUCCUUGAACGUACCCGUAGCAUCUUAAUUGUCCAAUGGCCUCCUGAUUGUUUGGCAGGCUUCCUGCUUCUGAUGUACUGAAAAAAAUUUUGCUGUUAGUUUGUGUCUUUUGCUAGGUGCUCUUCAAAUUCUUUUUUGGCCUGCCUAGUUAUACUUCUACACUAGUCUUGCCAAAGUUUGGGUUCCUUUCUAUUGUCCUCAGUAGGAUUUGACUUCCAAUUUUUAAAGGGUGCCUUUUUGUCUAACUGCCUUUUAUUCUGCUUCGCCAUGGUGGCAUUUUUUAGUCCUCAAACUAUUUUCCUUAUAGUCAGAAUACUUGAGCCAAACAUGCUACAUAGGGUUUUCUACGGGUGCCAUUUGUCACCAGUUGUAUUCUGCCCAAAGUGCCAUUACAACUAACUCUUGUGGGGUUUCACUUUGGUUGUGGGGCAAAAUAUACUUUUGGCUGAAACUUUGUAUGCCGAAGAGCACGUUACUAAAUAAAAUUAAGCUUGGCCAAGGGUGUGUUAAAGAAAUAAGUCCAGGUCACUACUGCACAAAUCAAAUAGUUCUGUUUGCCCCUGCCAGUGUUCUGUUUUGCUACUUGCCCCAUAAAACAAGCUAAUUCUUGUGGUGAGAGAGCGAUUUCUUAAGGUGGGUUUUAUCAUAGAUGCACUGCAUGUGUGGCAAGUGGUUUGACAUAAGGUUCUAAUGGCUUAAAACAGUCUGCAUUGAAGAUGGGAUCAUUUUGGUAGGAGUCAGGGAAGCCUGGGUUCUAUUCCCAACUCUGCCUCUGACUUUCUGUGACUAAGUCAUUUAAGCUUCUCUGUACCUCAUUUAUCAGUAAAAUGGGAAUAGUGCUUACCCACCACUGCAAAGUGCUUGGAGAUCUGUAGAUGCAGUGCUAUAGAAAUGCAAAAUACUCUUAUUAUGUCAAUGAUUUCUAUCAGUCUAAAUCAAAAUUCACUUAUAAAAAAAAUUGAAACACUGAAAUUUCACAUCACAGGAAAUGUUCUUUAAAAUUGAUACCCAUUCAGGAAUAGCACCUGUGUCUCGGUGUUAGGCACCCACAAGUCCAGCUGAAGUCAGUGGGAGGUGAACGUCAAGAAUCAAGCCCUUGGACUUCACUUUAUUAAGUAAAUGUUUUCUGAAGGGUCCCUAACAAUGAGUAAAUCUGCUUUUCAGAAUGCUUCCAUACACCUUAACUAAUCCAAAAUACAGCUACUUUGUUUUGGUUGGGUGUCAUGUAUGUUCUUCCCAGAAAGGUCUUGUUUUCUUAACUGGAGUUCUAGCCACCCCUCUCCUUCAAUCACUCAGCCUUAAACUUUGACAUCAAGACAGGUUAGGAAAUUCAGUGUGUGAAACUUCUCUCCAUCUGAAACUUACACUGGCUAAUUCCAUCUAAGACAACUAUAUUGAAGUAAAUCAUUUGCUGGUAUUCUCUCCUCCCCCAUAUUCUCUCACACGUUUUUUUCCCCGAAGACUAACCUUGAAACAUUGUAUAUUUGUUCCUAUGUGACAGACUGGCUCAAAACUACACUGUGGGCAUUUCCAUCACACUGAAAGAAAGCACCAUCUAGGCGGCUUUAUUUCUUUUGGGAUUUGUUACUGGAUGCAUUUUUUUGUGUGGAAAUGUAUAAUUUGGAUGCAAGGUGUAGUAAUGUAAUAUUGCUGAACAGAGACUGUGUCCAUAUACGUACUGAAGCAAAAGCAAAUGUGUGAUCAAAAUCUAAUAAAAGUGAAGACUGAGUGUAAACCAGUAAGUAUGAUACAAAGUCAGGACUUAAAUUUCCAGUGGAGGUGGAAUGCAGGAAAAAUCCAGAGGCUUUUUUUAAUUAAAAAAAAAAAAAAAAGCUACUUUUAACAGCACUAAUUUUCCAAGGAUCAUUGGCUACACACUGCUGCACUGAAUGAUCAGUAACUGCAUUGAGCUAUGAUUUCUGUAUACCACUAUCUUGUACGGUCUGUACUUGAAGGUGAAAAUGGCAUUUAGCAAACAUUCCUUGCUGCAUUGUUUAAAUUUGUUUGGUACCUGAAAACAAAUGGUGGCUGUUCACCAGGUCUUGAAAAAAAUCCACUUACCAAUGGAGUAGGUCCCCACAUUCCUGAGGUGGAAUAAGCCAUCAGUUCCUGCAGAAUGUAAUCUCUCAUUUAAAAAUUCUGUCCCCUAGAGAGGAGUCCCCCUUAUCUUUCCAGAGAGGCCUCUGGCUAAUAGGCUUAGUCCUUUGGCUAAUAAGUGUCUGGUAAAGGGUUUUUUUUAAUCCUGCCAUCCAGGAUUCUAGCAAACCUAAAAUGCUUUGAGCAUGUCUGUAGUAUUUCCUGACUCUUGGCUAAUACUGAGUCAGUAUUUUGAACUCCACAUAACUUCAGCAGAAACUUUGAAACUAAUGGUCUUUUAAUCUAUCCUGCUGUUAAUGUAUGUAAAACUAAAACAAGCAAAAAACACCUGAUAGUUCUGAACACAGCACUGUUUGGGAUAUGGCCCUGUGAGUUUAUAAGCAAGUUGCCACUUGAAGACUGCAAUAGUUGUGCACCCCUUUAACUUUCCUGCUGAUUGCCACGCUAGUCAAGAAUCUCUAGGCACUAUCUUUAAAGAUGGUUGCAGAAGUUGUUUUCCAACAGCAACAUUUCCUGUUUCAGAAUAAUCAGUGUUUCAUGCUAAAUUAGUCACAAGAUGACUUUUCAGGUCUUUCUGUAUUUGAUGGUACCACGAUGUAGAUGAAUCUAAGGGUUUUUUUUUAAAUUACACAGCAUUGCAAUACAGUGCCAUUUGCAAUUUCUUUGCCUUGAACUUGAAAACAAAUAAUUGAAUUGCAGAAUAUUUAAAACUGCUUUCCUGUGCUUUCAAUAGCAGUGAGAGUUUACCUUCCAUGAAGCCUUAUGAAAAAUAUUUUGUAACAACAUAAUAGAUUCUGUAUCUAACAAUCAAGAUUUGUAUUAGCUUUGUAUAAAUGUUUGUGGCUUACAGUUUUUAUAUGUGUAUCUUUUAUAACUUUCCUGGGGCUAACAGCCUUUUUAUAUUGUACAUUGCUCUCCUUGCUUUAGUUCAGAAUUGGCAAUAAAUUAUUUCUAAAGAAGGUCUUAAAGAGAAAAGCAUCACUUGCUUUUAUAAAAUGGUUAAAUUACUAAUAGAUUAAAGCCUCUUACAUUCAGCUGUACAUUGCUCUGUACAUACUCUGCAAGUGUUACCUUUCAGCUAUUAAUAUUUGCCUUGUGUUUAAAAAAAAUUACUGACGAUAAAUAAACAUAUACAGCCUCA